Molecule: messenger RNA, 354 nt
Organism: Talaromyces stipitatus ATCC 10500
Lineage: Eukaryota; Fungi; Ascomycota; Eurotiomycetes; Eurotiales; Trichocomaceae
Exons: 2
Coding region: 1-354 (117 amino acids)
Source: RefSeq, a predicted model, not a curated record
AUGUUGAUCCUUAUCACCCACUUUGAAGACGUGCAGAAUAGAUCGCUAAUAAACCCUCUCCAAUACGCUUCCUGGCACCCUCGCGAGUCUCGUGAGAAUGCCCACGCUCGAAUAGGAGCUUCCAUAGGAUGCACUAAGGAACAGAUAGCGGCUAAUUUCAUAGCUUUCCAACACACCAUCCCUAGCUCGGAUAUUGUAAUCUUUUCAGAUAGAUCUAGGCUAGUAGAUAGAUUUGUAGGGGGUAGCUAUAUUAGACUUCAAGCACACUAUCAGUUCCUCUACUCCUCACUCUUAUAUGGACAUAGGAAAGAGGUCUUUAACAUAGAAGUAGAAGCAGCCCUAGCUAGUACUUAA